AUGGCCGUCCUUCCCAACAAACACGACCUUUCCAUCCUCAUUCUCCUAUCUCUCCUCCUUCUCACUGAUGCAAGAUUAAACCUUGAUCAUUCAGACUUCAAAGCCUUCUCAACCAUCCAAAAAGACUUGGGCAUCAGCGGUCAACGCAGCUCCUCCUCUACACCAUGCAACACCCCUGGUGUGUUUUGUGAGAGGAGACUCUCUCCCAACAGUACCUUUGUGCUCAAAAUCACAAGAAUCAUCUUUAAAUCUCAACGGCUAACCGGGCUCCUGUCUCCGGCAAUUGGACGGCUGUCCGAGCUCAAAGAACUUUCAUUAACCAGCAACCAACUGGUUGACCAGCUCCCUGCCCAAAUAGUCAACUGCAAGAAACUAGAGAUUCUUGAGCUUGGAAACAACGAGUUUUCAGGUGAAGUUCCCUCUGAAUUAUCAUCACUUGUUCGUCUUCGAGUUCUUGAUCUCUCUAGCAAUGAGUUUUCUGGGAAUUUGAGUUUCUUAAAGCAUUUUCCAAACCUGGAAAACCUCUCUCUUGCUAAUAAUCUUUUCACUGGAAAAGUUCCAAAGUCUAGACGUUCAUUUCGCAAUCUCCAGUUCUUCGACUUCUCAGGAAACAGUUUUCUUGAAGGACCUGUGCCAGUGAUAAGCAAAGGUGAAUCUUCAAGGCCCCAAUACCCAAAUCGUUACAUUUUGAAGGAGAAUCUAACAAGUACAAGAUCAAGGAAUACUUCCCAAAGCAGAAGUUCUAACCUUGCUCCAGCACCUGGACCAUCAUCACCAGCAGCACACAAGCCAAAAAGAAGAGCACAAGGAAGCUUGCCGGGUGGCUCCUUGGAUUUCUUGCCGGGUCUGUAG
Molecule: messenger RNA, 852 nt
Organism: Dovyalis caffra
Lineage: Eukaryota; Viridiplantae; Streptophyta; Magnoliopsida; Malpighiales; Salicaceae
Source: the annotation of a GenBank genome assembly